Molecule: messenger RNA, 1763 nt
Organism: Eurytemora carolleeae
Lineage: Eukaryota; Metazoa; Arthropoda; Copepoda; Calanoida; Temoridae
Product: paired box protein Pax-6
Exons: 16
Biological process (GO): regulation of transcription by RNA polymerase II; anatomical structure development
Molecular function (GO): DNA-binding transcription factor activity, RNA polymerase II-specific; RNA polymerase II cis-regulatory region sequence-specific DNA binding
Source: RefSeq, a predicted model, not a curated record
UUUAUAUUUUUGUUCUCAGUUGAAUUAGCGCACUCUGGAGCACGUCCUUGCGAUAUUUCAAGAAUAUUACAGGUCUCAAAUGGAUGUGUAUCAAAAAUACUUGGAAGAUAUUACGAGACAGGUUCUAUCCGACCUAAAGCUAUUGGUGGAUCCAAGCCAAGAGUAGCAACUAACCUUGUGGUUAGACAUGUAGAGAGGUAUAAAGCAGAAUGUCCAUCAAUAUUUGCCUGGGAAAUCCGUGAAAGAUUGCUCAGGGAUGGAGUUUGCUCUACUGAAACUAUUCCUAGUGUUUCCUCCAUCAAUAGAGUUCUUAGGAAUAUCAACGCCCGGGAAAAGGCAGGAAAACAAAGAAUGAGUGCAGGAAAUGCUUGGCAUGGAUUCAGGACAGAGAAGUUAAAAAACGGUCUUUUACCAACCAGCAGUGCACAGGGAGUUUGUGCAGAGGAGGAAGAAGAUGGUUUGUAUUAUCAAGAAAAACAAGAAAAUCGAGAUUUGCAUGAAAAAUCUGAUUCAGGAGAUAAUUCAUAUCAGAUAAACGAAGACGACAUUGAAACCAAGCCUGGAACUUCUGAUUCCGCUGGUAUAGUUGGGAGAGGGCGAGUUGGGUUGGAGAAACAAAAUAUUAACAAGGAUGACAAGAAUGAUGAUCAACCCAAUGCUGGUGACAGGGAAGAUACUAAACACAUGGACCAGAACAAAAUUUACAUUCAAAGAGGAAAGUUACCACGGGCAUCUCCAGACCCUCCUUCUGCUCCUUGUGGACCCCCUAGAAACACAACAAUUAGACCUUCCCUUGCCCCUUCAAAUCCUUCCGUUGCCCCUAUAAACCCUUCCUUUGCCCCUUCAAAUCCUUCAAAUCCUUCAAAUCCUUCCAACCCUGGGCAGAUGUCAUUCAUAGGCGCCAGUAUUCAAACUUUAAAUGUGUUUUGUCCAUACCCUGAGUUUGGUGAGCUGAAUUCAGUGUACAGAGGAAAUUUACAUGAACAUGUGUAUCCUUACAGAAGAAUGGGUAGUCCUGCAUCCUACACACAGCACUAUGCACAGCAAAACUAUAGAAGUGUUCAUGAAUCACAGUACAGGAAUGUACAGUCACAUGUACAGGAAAACUCUGAUCAUGUACACCCUGGAUACGAUCCUGUUCAUCCUUAUCCAAAUCCAAGAUGGCUGGAAACAGAAGAAGAGCAAGCUAGUAAAAUCCACGGACAAACAUCCCAAGCUCAGACAAUCCCACAUCUUCCGUAGAAAAAAAACUAUAAAUAUAUGAAACAUGAAAACACAAAAAAUUACAAUCCAUUGAUUUGUAUUUAAUCCAUAUUUUUUUGUCAUGAAGAUAUAAUAAUAUUGAAUAAUUGCUAAUUGAAAUAAAUUAAGUCUAUGUAAGAUAUCUAUGUAAAUGUCGUCUUUUAGAGUCGCAAUUUUUUCUUAUAAGCGUCCUUAAAAUAAACUGAAAUUUUAAUGUUAAAAGAUAUGUUAAAACAUUAGGUUAUUUGCUGUAAAUAGCGCCUCUGCAAUAUGAAGACAUAAAUUGUCUAAUUAGUUGCAAGAUUUUUUAGGUUUUAUACUUUUGUUGGAGUAGAAAACAAAGCUACAGUGCCAUGGGAAACUAACCAUAAGCCAAGAAUGUCCAGGUUUUAUCUAGGUUUAUUCAAAUGCAACAUGGACAUUCUUGGAUCUAAUUAUAUUAUAUAUUACUUAUAAAUGUAUAAUACAAUAUUUGUGUAAUUAUUUGUGCACAAAAACGUACACGUGUGUAAAUAUGACAG